Molecule: messenger RNA, 8090 nt
Organism: Halichondria panicea
Lineage: Eukaryota; Metazoa; Porifera; Demospongiae; Suberitida; Halichondriidae
Product: protein broad-minded-like
Exons: 33
Coding region: 156-3968 (1270 amino acids)
Biological process (GO): Golgi to plasma membrane protein transport
Cellular component (GO): trans-Golgi network
Source: RefSeq, a predicted model, not a curated record
GCAGGGUAUGGGUCGAUGCACGAGUUUGUUGAAUAUGAUGUUGAUGCCAUGUGCUAUUAUUAUCCACAAGUAUGCCUUCCCUGUCCGUACGCGUCCGUCCCUGUGCACACACCAACCUGUAGCUGAGCUUGCAUAUAGUUUGUGUGAUAGUAACCAUGGACACCAAGACUCCCUCCAGUAGUGGCCGCUCGGACAUGAUAAAUGCAGUGAGCCAACUGGUGUUCAACGUGAGCUCAGGCACGACGAGUCAGGUGGAUCUGGGGGCCAUCGCUAUACAGGACGUGCUUGCACAGUUAGAGACCACCGAUGAAAACUUUCACAGCUACGAGUUGGUGCGUACACUUCGUGCUCGAGUGGAGAAGGCGGUCGGCACGAUGGUUGACGCCAGACUAGAGGCAGCUGGGGACGACCACAAUGCCGUAGCCAGUAUCACCAAUGAGGUGCUCAACUCAACAGAGUAUGGCCAGAUGUACCAAACCUUUGUCUCUGACUUACGGACAGCAGUGGACGAAAUGCUAGCGGACGAUAGCCUCCUGUCUCAGCCCCCCUCUGAUCAGGGGGAUGGUUUGAACACGUCCACGUGCUCAUCAGCCACACAAUACUUCAACCUUGACGACUCAGCUUGCACCUCUGAGUUACUAUCAGUUCAUCAGACGGGACUCAUGUUCAUGUCCCCGGAACAGCUGCAGUCUAUAGCUGACGCACUGCACGCAUCACAAUCACUACAGGUUCGUAUUGACGGCAUGAGACACCUGCUGCAGUUCCCCAGCGGUGAUCUGGUUGGCUGUGAUAACUGGACGCCCCUCAACACUGCCGUGCGGAAGUGUCUCAUGGACGACAGUAAACAGCUGUCUGAUAUGUGCCUUGUGUUCUACAACAGGAUGUAUGCCGCCCACCUAUCUACCACCACCAGAUGUGUGUACCUCAGUCUGGCCGAGGAGCUGAUGACUCAUUUCCAUGGCAAUCCUGUCACGGCUGGACCAGGGAUUGAUGUAGCGAAUACCACUAAUGCAAAACUGCUAGAGAUGUUUCGACUGCUCAAUCACAUUCAACACAAUCUUCCUUCGUUUUGGCUUCGAUACAACGACACAGUUGUCAAGGCCGUCAUCAGUGUAACCUUUGACCUCCUGACAUUAAACCAUGCACCUGGGUCUGCUGGUCCGAUCUACUUCUUGUCUCUACUUGAUCCCCGGGCAAUCUGGUUCAGGAAAUGGAUGCAUGGCCAGUACAGCAGGACAUUUGUUAUGGAGGCAAUGAGAGAGAAUCCGACCAUGAUUCAAGACGUGGUGUGUCGUUUGAUGGGGGCCAAAGCAGUGAGCUCGUCCAAGCCCUCCAAGCAACGCAGUGCUCGGCUCCGGGGGUUAGGUGAUGAACAGGUGUACACUGACAAGACGCUCGAGUUUGCCAAGUUCACUCACCACCUCAGCUUGUUGGAGAAGCUGCUACUGUACAAAGAGGGGAGGAGAAUGUUCCCUGUCACAAUCAAGAAGACCAAUGUCUCAGUAUCUAUCGCUGAUGUGCUCUCCCACUUGCUGACCCUGCUCUAUUCAGUCAACCAUAGUAGUAAUGAUAUUCACGACCCUCUCGAAAGCCUCCGCCCUCGUUACGUCAUCUCCCACCUCUUUGAAGAGUUGGCUUCUGGAAACACGGACUGCAGAGAGAUGCUAUGCGAUAUACAGCUUAUCUCCCUCAUGAUUGAACCACUAACAAUGGCUGCCAGCACAACUCAGGCUGGUAUUUCAUCGUCCAAUGAGGUGAUGACGUUACUGGGGGAGGUGGUCUCCAUGCUCGCCGUCACUGACAACGGACGACAUUGCUUGCUCUAUGGGAGAUGCAAUAAAUUAUCGGAGGCCCCAGUCCAUGUCAUAGUGAAGUUUGUGAUAGACGCUCUAACCACCUUCACCCGACAGCAUCAGUCGACUAACCUCAGAUCUAGAGAGGCCAUUGCGUGGUUAUCCGUUUGUAGGCAUCUUUACAACACUAGCCAUGGGCUGUUAGUGAUUGAGCGUUACCAGCUGCACAGGCACAUAGCAACCGCUUGGAAGAAGGUUAAAGGUUCCACGGAUCAAUCUAUGGUUGAAGACAGCUAUUCACUAGAGGAAUCAUUGAUCGACAAUCUCCUCAACUUUGCUGUAACGCCCAAAGGGAUGCUCCUGCUGUACCAGAGUGGGUUGAUGUCCACCUGCACUGUGUAUAUGUGUGAGCGUUACAAGCUGAAGUUACAAGUCAGUAAACACGAGAAGUUUGGCUAUGGUUGCAUGGUGACACAGCUGGCAUCAACAACGGCUGGGAUCAGCGAGCUCAACAAAUGUGGUUUCAUCUCCAUGCUUGUGCAAGAGCUGUGGACACUUCUAGACGAAGGGGACGAUGACUACAGACUGACCGCACCCAGGGCACACCCCCUGGACCCAAUGGAUAGGGCCUCACACAAGGCCAUCAUCAACCUGCUGAAUGUGCUAUCAUCCUAUCCUGCACUAUAUGAGGUCCUACAAAAACCAUCAACCCAACCAUCGACCAGUCCAUCCAACUCUCCGUCUACUGUAUUUGACCUCUUGGACACCUUGGUGAUGGUCGAUUCUGAGGAAAAAAAGAAACGCUUACUGAACUAUCAAGAAGCUCACUUGUUUGGAUUGAGGAUAGUGAGCACCCUUGUGACGUGUCUAGACUCCCUACUCUAUCUGGAGAAUCAGUACCAUCUGACCGAGGCCCUCUUCUCGUUACAGAAAGACGGCAGACUUGAGAAUGGAUCAUCAGAUAUCGACAGUGACUUGAUAGUGGUUGACGAGUGUUCUAUCGAGCGUAACCGUCUGCUGGUGGCCUGUCACUUUGUGGGGGGUCCCACGGAGAGAGCCCUCCCACCGCACUAUCUCACCAAAGUGAGUGAUGAGUACUGUUGGCCAUUGUUCAGUAGCUACCCUCCUCCCUCUGUGUAUCAGGCGGCACUAGCCCUGAGGCAGUCAGACGGCAGGUCUAAGUCAGCAGCUCUACUGAGACAACUGAAGACUGUCCCGCCCUCUGACAAGUGUGAGGAGUGGUUGAGCAAGACCAGGACCUUGUUUCAGGCUGAAAUCAGGGAUUUAUCACAAGAAGUGAUGUCAACUAUGUUGCUGAGAGUUGUGGCCGUCCUUUCCAAAAGCCAGCUGUACGCUGUCUUCCCGGCCAAGGCUAAAUCUCUUAGUGGCGAGUCGACUGGUGACACUUCACUGACAACUGUCGAGGAACUGGGCGUGGAAAUGGUGUUACGGUAUGGACAGAUGUUGGGAUUGCUCCAGCCCUCACAUCACGAUAAGCCGUUGACUCAGAGAAAGGAUAUUAGGACACUACUCAAGCGAGUCAAAAACUUUCUACGAAAACAACAACACACAUGUGCAGGAGACACAGCUGAUGGAAUGAGGUGUGGUUUCGAUUGGUUCACAUCCUCCAUCUUUCUACUCACAACGGGGUCUCUUAAGUCAUCUACCGAGUGUCUGGAACAGCUGUCAACGUUGAUACAGUCCGUGUACAUGUGGACGUCUAGAGCUUAUUACAGUGUUCAUUUACCAGUUGAUGUUGCCUCUAGUGGCAUAAGCCCAACCACAUACGUCACCUCUCACUUUGUGGACUAUAUUCUGCAGUCUGAAGUUCCGUUGGUGUCCUCAGCUAUCAGAAUGUGUGGCUAUGCAGUGUCUCAGAUUUGUCAGCACUGGUUGAGGCAGUGCUUCUGGAACUUUUUUGACUGGCCUGAGAUUUCGCGAUACUUGACUGUCUGUAUUCUCUAUGGAGUCGAUUACCAGGUCUACUACUGUGUGUCCGUGUUGAAGUAUUUAGAGUUCAAAAUCUUACAACAUACUCAAGAGCAAGAUCUUAUCGUGUUUCUAAAGGAAGAGAGCCUCGAUGGCUACCGCUGUGCUGACUGGAUGGAGUUCAUGGGCGACCUAGAAAAGAAGUUCAGAGACACUGUUUUGAAAGAAAUGCGAAAACUGUUGUGAUCUCCCGAUGGUAGUGCUAUUUGAGCAGUAAUAAUAAUACUAAUUCAAUCUCUUGACUGUUUAUAACACAGUAGGCGUUAUUGGCCCAGCAGGUUUUCCCAAUAAGUUUCACUAUAAGUUAUGUAAACACAGUCACUGUGUGAUAGACGCCAUGCAGUAAUAAUUAAGUCACUUGGUAAUAAUUAUCAUAAUCGCAUGUUGUCCUAUUAUUGACUGUGAUUCGAGCCCUACUAUUAAUUAUACUAAUCACUGAAAAUUGUACUUUAAGAUGAGAAAAGACGGUUAGAAUUAACGAAAGUGAUGGGAAUACUAGGCAAAGUUCUGUUUGUGGGUAGUCUGUUUCUCUUCGUCUGUCUCUACUCAACAGAAGGGGCCGUGUACACCAUUUCUCCAAACGGUUGCAACAAUUGUAUCAGCUUCACAUACUUCCUGGAGAACACAAGUAUCCUUUCAAAUUCUACCAUCUACUUUUACCCUGGUGUAUAUAGAGUGCAUGAAGGUAAAGCGUACAGCAUUGUAAAUGCAGGUUUACAAAAUGUUACAAUCAAGACACUCGAACAAUUAAAUGAUGGCCAAGAUGAUGGGAUUGCUACUAAAGCUCAAAUGUAUUGUACUAACCAGUUUAAAUUAGCGUGGCUGUUCAUUGAUUGUAAAGACAUUCAUGUUGAAAACCUAGAGAUGAUAAACUGCGGUGUUCCACUAGAUUCCUUUGUUAGUUUCAUUGGUGGCUCCUUUUUAGCGACUAUCGAGUCACUGGUUUCCACAGAUACACUAGUAACUUUGGUACUUGCACGAGGUUCGAAUUUUACGCUAUCAAAUGUACGUUUGAGUGAUACACAAGGCCUCAUUCUUUUUGUUUUUGAUGUCGGAAUUAGUUUCCAAGUUAGUCGUAGCACACUUAAUGGUGCAGUUUCAAUUUACACUAGGCAGCAAGAGCUUGAGCUUGAAAUGCAUGAAUCAGAAUUUUUACCGCGAUUAUCCACUGGCUCAGAGGGAGAUUUAUACCUGGAGGGCGUAACCAUCAAUACACAGGCCGAUAUGAGCCUCACAAUACGAAAUUCCACUUUUCAAGGUUACGAUGAAAUUUAUUGUAAUUCACUUUCAAUAAUGUAUGGUAUUUGCAGCUCAUUGACUCUGAGAGUGAUCAGUGUGUUGUUUAAAUAUGGCGGUGUGUCCGUUAUUGAACCCAUAGGAGACUCACAGUGGAGCUGUGUACGGCCAAAACAGAUACUAAUUCACAAUUGUUCAUUCAUAAACAUUUAUUCCAGGACCGGUGUAGAGGUUAGUGGUAUUGCUAGACGACAGAUGGUUAAAUAUGAGUAUACAAAUGUGGUUGAUCUGGCCCUAUCAAAUUCAAAAUUUAUUGGUUGCAAGCAAGGCUUCAAGCUUAGGGAAUUAUCAGCAGAGUUAAGUGGAAACUUAUUUGAAAACAACAGUGCUGCUCUAAAUGUGAAUAACUGUACGAUCAUAUUUUAUGAUGCGAAUAAAUUCAUACAAAAUCGAGAACGGAGAUAUUCAUUUGGUACAAUUUUGUUUACUGAGUUAUGUAGAGUUUAUAUUAAAGGUUAUCUACUGAUCACAAAUAACUUGGGAAAUAAAUAUUCUGCAGUUAUUGUCAAAAGAUCUAGUUUGUUUAUUAGCGGUAAAGUAAACUUCAUAAAUAAUGUCGGAUUUUACGGUGGUGCAUUAUCGUUGUACUCUGGAUCCACCAUAACACUGUCUCCUCAGUCACGAGUGGUAUUUAUUGACAACCAUGCUUUCAAAAGCGGUGGUGCGAUUUAUGUGGAAACUGAAAGCUAUGUUGGUGACAAUUUGGAUAUCACUUGCUUUUACGAUUGCAUGAGCCGCUCUUGUCCAAAUCCAGUAAUUUUUUUCUGUAACAAUACUUCUAUUCAAGGUGGAGAUUCUGUCUAUGGUGGCUCUGUGGAUGAUUGUUCAAAGAGAAGUAAGGACCGAAUUUCGAUGUUUGAUAGAAUGGUAAACUUCUGUGAUGAAGACGAAAGUACAUCUCUUGUUUCAUCAAAACCCAUCCGAUUAUGUUUUUGCAACGAUUCAGGAUUAAUCUGUGAUGUCUUGUUGGUAAAUGUAACGAUCAUACCUGGACAAACAUUUGAGCUAACUGUCAUGGCUGUGGGUCAACAAUAUGGUACAAUUUCAGCGACAAUACAAGCUAAACUGGAACUGAAAGAGGAGUUGCUGGCACACAUUGAACACUCUCAAAGGAGGCAGCUAGUAUUUAGGACUUGCUCGGUUGUUAGGUACACAAUUUAUGGAAUUUACGGCACACAUGUACUUUAUGUUUCCAUCAGGGAGUUGUCAGAUGUUGAUAUUUGGGAUAAUUUAGAAUAUGGUCGUUUUGGUACUUCCCAGGAGAAAUUAGGGGAAUAUUCACCGGAGGUGCCACUUACAAUUCAAAUACAUUUACAGCCUUGUCCUCUUGGUUUUAAUUUUGAGCAAGAGUCAUUAAGUUGUGUGUGCCUACCCUUUCUUGUUGAAGCCUCCAUACAUUGCAACAUCAACAGACAAACAGUCAUUAAACCCACAGAUCUUUGGAUUAACGUUACCAACACUACUGCAAUCAUUCACCGACACUGUCCAAUCGGAUAUUGUAAAACAGCCGGCAUAGAAUUUUUGCUCAACGACCCCAGCACACAGUGUUUGCUCAACCGUGAUGGAACACUUUGUGGGAAGUGUGAGGGAAAUAUGAGUCAAGUUCUGGGGAGCUUCAGUUGUAGAACGUGCUCUGAUUUCUGGCUGCUGUUAAUCGUACCUGUUGUAGUUUUGUGCGGUAUUUUACUCGUCAUUUUUCUCAUGGUUUCUAAUCUUACGGUUGCCACGGGAACAAUCAAUGGAUUGAUCUUCUACGCAAAUAUUGUUCAGGCGAACAAAGCGAUUUAUUUCAGCUCCCAGACAAAGAUUUCUACACAGAUAUGUAGCGUUUUUAUCUCCUGGCUCAAUCUGGAUCUCGGAUUCGAAGUGUGCUUGUACAACGGUCUAGACGCUUUUGUUAAGACAAUUCUUCAACUAGUUUUCCCACUCUACAUAUGUGCUCUGGUGAUAGUCAUUAUCUUAUCAAGUCACUACUCUAUUAGAGCCGCUAGACUCAGCGGAAACAAUUCAGUUCAAGUCUUGGCAACUCUAUUUCUCCUCUCAUACUCAAAAUCUAUACGGCUUGUUAUCACUGCACUAUCUGUGACACGUCUUACUAUUCAUGACUACGUUAAUGGCUUCAACACCACCAAGUUUGUGUGGCUGUACGAUGGAAAUGUGAACUAUUUGCAAGGCAAACAUGUUAUCAUUUUUUUGAUUGGUGUUUUCAUACUGAUUGUAGUGUCACUCCCAUUCACAACGUUACUGUUCUUUGUGCAAUGCCUACAAAAGAUAUCCCAUCUCAAAUACUGUACGUGGGUUUGGAAAAUGCAGCCACUUUUCGAUGCUUACACCGGGCCUUAUAAGAGCAAGUUCAGAUACUGGACUGGACUUUUACUCCUAAUUCGUGUGGUUUUGUACACUGUAUACACAAUGAAUAUUGAUGGGGAUCCAUCCAUUAACCUACUCGCUACUGUUAUCGCAAUUCAGUUACUUUUAGUACACUUAAUAACUGUCGGUAAAGUUUAUAAAUCAAAGCUGUUGGGAAUUCUGGAGCUAUCUUUCCUGCUGAAUGUGAUCGUUCUUUCUGUUAGUAGCUUGUUUGCUGUACACAUCAACAAAGACCAAGAAAUUGUAACUAAUAUUUCAGUGUUUCUGGCCAUUGUUACAUUUGGAGGGAUUAUGGUUGGGCAUGCAGUUGUGUCACUGAAGUCUUCCAAAAAAUUGACUAACACUUUCAAUAAUAAGAGAACGAGGAAAGAUGUGAUUGAAAAUGUGUCGGAUAUGCAACAGAAUCGAGAAUUGAGACCCAUAAUACUGCAGGUUGUGUCCCUUGACGAUCUUCAAGAUCCUCUUUUAGAGAAUUAGCAUGCACUGGAACUAUAAUAUAUAAUAUCGGCUCUAGCACAUAAUAGAGUGCAUGCAUGCAGUGACUCUUUGCAGUGUGUCUAUAUAUUGACUUUUCUUCAGGAGUACCUAAAUAAUCCUUGUUUCAUCACACUCUCUAGAUUAACGCACAAUUAAUGUUCAUAA